Messenger RNA from Colius striatus (speckled mousebird), 1115 nucleotides. It is a transcript of the gene SNRPD2, whose product is annotated as small nuclear ribonucleoprotein D2 polypeptide. Gene Ontology annotation, molecular function: RNA binding. Lineage: Eukaryota; Metazoa; Chordata; Aves; Coliiformes; Coliidae. The record is from RefSeq and is a predicted model, not a curated record. Gene Ontology annotation, cellular component: U1 snRNP; precatalytic spliceosome; U5 snRNP. The transcript is spliced from 3 exons. Bases 79 to 435 code for a protein of 118 amino acids. Gene Ontology annotation, biological process: spliceosomal snRNP assembly; RNA splicing.
UCCCCUCCUCGCGCCCCGCCCCACGUGACCCGGAAGUGGCCCCGCGCGCGCGCCAAAGGGAGCCGCGGAGCCGCCGCCAUGAGCCUCCUGAACAAGCCCAAGAGCGAGAUGACGCCGGAGGAGCUGCAGAAGCGGGAGGAGGAGGAGUUCAACACGGGGCCGCUGUCGGUGCUCACCCAGUCGGUGAAGAACAACACCCAGGUGCUCAUCAACUGCCGCAACAACAAGAAGCUCCUGGGGCGGGUCAAGGCCUUUGACAGGCACUGCAACAUGGUGCUGGAGAACGUGAAGGAGAUGUGGACAGAGGUGCCCAAGAGUGGGAAGGGCAAGAAGAAAUCCAAACCUGUCAACAAGGACAGAUACGUGUCCAAGAUGUUCCUGAGGGGAGACUCGGUCAUCGUGGUCCUGCGCAACCCCCUCAUCGCUGGGAAGUGAACUGGGGGGCACUGGGAGCUGCUGGGGGGCUGUGGGAAGCUCUGAGAGCCACAGGAUCCCCUCAGAUCCCUUCAGAUCCCUUCAGAUCCCCUGAGAUCCUCCUCAGAUCCCCUCAGAUCCCUUCAGACCCCCUUCAGAUCCCCUGAGAUCCCUUCAGAUCCCCCUCAGAGCCUGUUGGAUGCCCUGAGAUCCCUCCCUCAGAUCCCACAAGGUCCUCCUCAGAUCCCAGUGGAUCCCCUGAGAUCCUCCUCCGGAGCCUGUUGGAUGCCACAGGAUCCCCUUCAGAGCCCACAAGUUCUCCUGAGACACUUCUCAGAUCCCCCUGGGACCCCCCCUCAGGAUCCACUGGAUCCCUUGAGAGCCCCCUGGGACACACACCAACCCCCCCCUCCCCCCUUGGGAUCUCCCCCACCCCCAAUAAGAUCCACUGAGGUCCUCUGGGACCCCCCCAGGAUCCACCAGAUCCCUUGGAACACCCCCACCCCCCUGGGAUCUCUUGGGAUCCCCCCCCAGUCCCCUGGAGACACCUCCAGGAUCCACUGGAUCCCCUGACCCUGCCCCCCCCCUCCCCCCCCCAAGAUCCACUGGGAUCCCCCCAGGACCCACCAGAUCCCUUUGGGGGGGGUUAUUUUAUUGGGGGGGGGGCAAUAAAUCCGAUUGGCUGCUGCCUCCACGCUCCA